This is a messenger RNA of Vidua macroura (Pin-tailed whydah), 2892 nucleotides long. RefSeq names its product cyclin I (gene CCNI). The transcript has 7 exons. Gene Ontology annotation, molecular function: cyclin-dependent protein serine/threonine kinase regulator activity. The record is from RefSeq and is a predicted model, not a curated record. Gene Ontology annotation, cellular component: cytoplasm; cyclin-dependent protein kinase holoenzyme complex; nucleus. Gene Ontology annotation, biological process: regulation of cyclin-dependent protein serine/threonine kinase activity; mitotic cell cycle phase transition. Lineage: Eukaryota; Metazoa; Chordata; Aves; Passeriformes; Viduidae. The coding region runs from base 591 to 1748 and encodes 385 amino acids.
AGAGAAGCGGGAGGGGUGAACCGGGAGGGGGAAAACGGGGAAGGGAGAGCCGCCUCCAGCCGCCGCCGGCCUCGCGCAUCCCUGACGCGGCGCUUUGUCCGCUGCCGGCGGCGCUGAGGCGAGGCGGUUCCGCGCUGAGGGGCGCUCGCGCGCCUCGCCGGCGCUUCUUUCUCCCUCCCCCUUCCCUUCCCCUCCCCGAACCCCCCGGGAAGCGGCUGGCUGCGGGCUGCCUCUCGCUCCCCUCCCCUCCCUUUUCAUUUUUAUUUUAUUUUAUUUUAAUUUAACCCCCCCUCCCUCCCUCCCGCGCGGCGGCGGCCCGCCUAACCCCCCUCCCCCCCCCCCCGCCCCUCCCGCCCCCGCAGAUUCCCCCUCACCCUUCCCGCUCCCGUCAUGGCGACAUGAGGAGCCCGCCGGCCGCCGCCGCCGCCGCCCCGGGCAUGGGCCCCGCACGGUGCUGAAGCGCCGCGGAGGAGCCCCGGCGCCGCCGCCCCGCCAUGGGGUGCUGAUGGCCGGGCCCCGCCGGGCACCCCGCCGCCGCGCAGGGGAGGUAGCUGUAUCCAGCUGGGUGGCAGGUGGAUCCAAGGGUUACCAUGAAGUUUUCAGGAGCCCUGGAGAGCCAGAGGUUGUCUCUCCUUCUGGAGAUGGCAAUCUCUAGGGAAGCUCAAAUGUGGAAAGCACAUGUGCCGAAAAUUCAGCCCAAUCAGGAUGUAGCCAUUUCUCCAAGGCAGAGGGAUGAGGUCAUCCAGUGGCUGGCCAAGCUCAAGUACCAGUUCCACCUUUACCCAGAAACGCUCGCCCUGGCCAUCAGCCUCUUGGACAGGUUUUUAGCAGCAGUAAAGGCCCGUCCCAAGUACCUGAACUGUAUUGCAAUCAGCUGCUUCUUCCUCGCUGCAAAGACCAUUGAGGAAGAUGAGAGGAUUCCAGUACUGAAAGUGUUGGCUCGGGAUAGCUUUUGUGGUUGUUCUCCAGCUGAAAUUCGCAGAAUGGAGAAGAUCAUCCUGGAUAAACUGAAUUGGGAUCUUCACAUGGCAACGCCACUGGAUUUCCUUCAUAUUUUCCACGCCGUGGCGGUGUCCAGCAGGCCGCAGCUCCUGGCCCUGCUGCCCACGCCGAGCCCCUCGCAGCACGUGGCGGCGCUCACCAAGCAGCUGCUGCACUGCAUGGCCUGUUUCCAGCUGCUGCAGUUCAAAGGCUCCAUGCUGGCGCUGGCCAUCGUCAGCCUGGAGCUGGAGAAGCUGCUCCCCGACUGGCUGGCUCUCAUCAUCGAGCUGCUCCAGAAGGCACAGAUGGACAGCUCGCAGCUGAUCCACUGCCGGGAGCUGGUGGCACAUCACCUUUCCACUCUGCAGCCUUCUCUGCUGCCCAACUCUGUAUAUGUCUACAGUCCCCUCCAGCAGACCCUGGUGACCUGUAACAGAGGAGCGUUCCACCGCCCGCCCUCCUCUGUCCCAGGGCCGGGUUUCUCCCAGGACAACGGCCGGCCAGAAGCGCCCGUCACAGCUACAGCCGCGCUCUGCCCGCGCCUGCCCGCCCCCGCCAGCGGCUGCAAGCCAGGCUCCGCCAAGCGCAAGGUGGAAGAGAUGGAAGUGGACGACUUCUACGACGGCAUCAAGCGCCUCUACAACGAAGACCUGGCUCCGGAGGCAGCGGCCCUGGAGAACGUGGGCUCUGUUUGCGGCGCCGACGUCUCGCGGCAGGAGGGCAGCGCGUCCCCUUGCCCGCCGCUGCAGCCGGUGUCUGUCAUGUAGCUGUGAGUGCCACCACGGGGCCUGGCAGCCCGUGGCCUCAGCGGGGCGAGAAGGGGCCUUACCUUGUCAGGCUGAACUGAAGGGAGCCAAAAGAAAACCAGGAAAAAAAAAAAUAUCCCAACCCUUUUUUGAAUUUUAUUUCUUGUGCGGCUAAUUAUAGUUCCACUAUUUAAGCACUUAAAAACACAAAAAAGUAUAAAAAUCUAAAAAAAGACCCAAAAACCAAACAAAAAAAGUAGCAAAAACCUGUUCCUUUCUAGUGUUGUCGGUUCCACUGUUUUUCUGCUCCUGUGUGUUGUAACCCAUUCUCCACAUCCGAGAGCUCGCAGAUCAGCCCUGCAGAGCUGUUCCAGGUUUCCCAGCCACCUAAUGCCUCUCUGAUCCCAUUCUCACCCGCUCCUUGCUCCCUUUCUGCCUGCUCCUCUUUUAGUUCUUGGCCAGUCUCGUGCGUGACAUUCUGUCCUGCCCCACCUCCACCACAGCUUUCUUUUGCCCUUUUAAACAGAAAACCUCUAUCAUUUAUAGUUGGGUGUUUAAACAUGAUAAUAUUGAAAAACUGGAUUUAAACACAAGAUUAGGCAGGAAAAAAACCCAAACCAGUGCUUGCAAACUUCUCCACACUUCAGUAAUUCCCACAGGAGUGUGAAGGUGCUCUGUGCCUCGCACAGAGACUUCUCCCUCUUAUACUAGUUUGCCUCUCCAGCACAGAAAGCAAUUACGGGGUUUUUCAUCACUAGAACUGAAAACCUUGUUUUUUCUUGCUGUGUGCAGUCUGUGUGGAUUCUCACCAAGGCUUGGUUCUCUGCAUCAAAUGUAACCACUGAAUAGUGCAGAGCCUGGUUCUCCUGCACGUUUCCCAGCACUGCUGGGUGAGGUGCCGGGCGGCUGCAGACGCCUGAGGUUUGGAACAAGUGUCAACAUCAGGCACAGAACCAAAACAAAACACCCCGACCCUCGAGUUUCGUGUUCAUGUAACUUCUAACCAAGAGUCUGACCUUUAACAUGUCUCCUCCAUGUGACACCCUGUUCUCAGAACACCCUGUCCCGACUCUAAGCUCUCUCCACAGCCCUGAGGAAGGUAUCGUAUCCAGAGCCAUUGUACUGAUGAAAGCCUUCUGGUAGCAAUAAAGAAAGUUGUCCUGGA